Pyricularia oryzae 70-15 is the source of this 183-nucleotide messenger RNA. RefSeq lists its product as uncharacterized. The transcript has 3 exons. NCBI's taxonomy places the organism in Eukaryota, Fungi, Ascomycota, Sordariomycetes, Magnaporthales, Pyriculariaceae. The record is from RefSeq and is a predicted model, not a curated record. Bases 1 to 183 code for a protein of 60 amino acids.
AUGCACGGCAAGACCAAGCAACUCAUCGUGGGGUCAAUAGUUUGUGGGGAUGGCCCACAGUGCGAAAUGGUGGGGGUGGGCACCAAACAUAUGGGCACAUUACGAGGUACAACAGUGGUUGCCCUGUGGGACCGCCCCUACACUAUUACAACUUUGGACAGGAUGUGCUUCAAAGUCAAGUAG